Molecule: messenger RNA, 2465 nt
Organism: Nasonia vitripennis (jewel wasp)
Lineage: Eukaryota; Metazoa; Arthropoda; Insecta; Hymenoptera; Pteromalidae
Product: citrate synthase, mitochondrial
Exons: 9
Coding region: 789-2360 (523 amino acids)
Biological process (GO): tricarboxylic acid cycle; carbohydrate metabolic process
Cellular component (GO): mitochondrial matrix
Source: RefSeq, a predicted model, not a curated record
AUAUGAUUAUAUAUUGCAGUGCCAAGUUUAUAUCUGUUACACUUGAUUUAGAAUCAUAUAAAUAUAUAUACAGGGUGUCUUGUUAUUCGUGACGCAGUUGCGCGGGCGACGCAUAUAUUAUACACACUCGCGCGUAGGUGCAGAGUGAGAGAGCUUUAAUUGUUGCAGUGAGCCGCGAGAGAGCGAACGAUCAGCUGAGCCUGAACAAAAGAAAAAAAACAAUGGUUAUCUAGUUUGAGCCUUCGUUAUAAUUAAGUUAGAUGUGUGAUGACAUGAAGUGUGCAUAUAACCUUGAAGUGAUUCCUUUUCGCAACUGCAAGCUCAUGCGCGCGAACGUUGAAACUGUGCCAUGUUGCGCGUAUUAUUAGCCACACGGAUGUUCGAAUCAUAUAUACAAUGGUAUAAAUCAGUUUUAGUCGACUCUUUUUACCGCGACUUUCUUACACUCUUUAUUAGCUGAGGAAAUGAAAAAAGGAAAAACUGUUCUUACGUUUGAGAUUUUGGCGGGAGUGAGUAGACGUCGAGUGCAGGAGCGUGAAAUAAAUAGAUCGAAAACCUUGACUUCGGCUGUCUUCAGUGUGUCUAACCUUUCAUUCCAAAUCCUCAAGUUCUCUCGACCGCGCUCGGUUGCAGCGCGCGGGCUGUUUUCAAAAUUUUCAGUAACAAUGACCUCCGCGCGGUGCAGAAGCUUUGUUGUCGCGCCGCGAAAAAUCGUAAAGUGAUCUUACACACUUGCACAAUAAAAAAUAAGUAGAGGACGUCCCGAGAGCUCCGACGAGAGUCGCAAAAUGCUCAAGUUUUGUCGUGGUGCAAGGCAGAAACGCAAGUUUUUCAAGGAAUCCGCUAACCUUUUGCUUCUGGAAUUCGACCACUUGGCUGCGUCGUCCGCUGGAUUCGCGAGUAAUAAUCAGGAAGGAUUCGUAUUCACUCAGUUGAGCGUGACGAGGGGAGUGCCGAGCACCAGCACGGAUCUGAAGGAGGCGCUCUGCGAGAAGAUACCCCUUCACCACGAUCUUCUGCGGAAGUUUCGCCAGCAGCACGGACUGGACGUAGUCAGCCAGAUAACCGUCAAUGACAUCUAUCGCGGCCUCGACGGUGUCACUGCCCUCAUCAGGGAGACCUCCGAGAUCGACUCGCAAUGCGGUAUAAAAUACAGAGGGCUCUCGAUCCCGGAGCUCUACCAGCUGUUACCCCGGCGAGGUAAAUCUCCGAGUCCGGAGGCCGUGUUCUGGCUGCUGUUAACCGGCGACGUUCCCACACACGAGCAGACCGAAGCCCUGACAGCGGACUGGACGGAACGUCGGGAGCGUCGCAAGGACUGGUGGUGGUCAGGUUCGUCAGGCGAGAUCGGCGGCGUCGUCGGUGGCGUCCUCAGAGCUUUACCCAAGAACGUCGCGCCCGUCGGUCGACUCGCCAUCGCCCUGACUGCCCUCGACGCCGACAAGCACUACCGUAAGGCCGUAGAGAGCGGCGCCAUGAGCUACACCUAUUGGGAACACAUUUACGAGGACAGUAUGGAACUGCUGGCCUCGCUGCCGGCGAUAGUCGCCCUCGUGAGCGCUUGUGAGUCAAGACCGACGCCGUUGGCUCUCGAGAAGGCCGACUGGGUCGACUUCUUCAUCGACUGUCUGCACAACACCACCGACGGCUUCACCGAGGCUCAGAGGCAGAGUCUCGCUGAUUUUUUGAGGCUCUACAUCGCCGUCAAUGCAGACGACGACGGUGGAAUACCAGGGGCGCACGUGGCGCAAAUUAUGGGAUCCUGCCAAUUCGACGCCAGUCGAGCCUUAGCCGCGGGUGUGCUUGCCUAUGCCAAUGAACCCACCAGCGGCACUCUAUUUCAAUACAUGGAUUUCCUGGUACAGUUGCAAAACGCCGUUGGCCGAGAACCAAAGAACGAUAUUCUGCGAAAUUUCGUCAGCACCCUCAUCGAUAAGCGAUUCCAAAUCGCUGGACAUAAAAUUGCUCAGUUCGAAGACACUCGAUACACAGUAUUGCGGGACUUUGUGAAGAACCACGUACCCAACGAUCCGGAGAUCAAGUUAUCCCAAGAACUGUCCAACAUCUAUAAGAAGCAGAUCAAAGAGGCCAGAAAUCGCUCGGUCGUCGCUGAGCAGAACGCGAUCGCGGCACCUCUGUUCCAAUUUUACGGACUGCGCGACAUGAACUACAAUCAGCUGCUGUUGUGUAUGGCUCGGGCUCUCGGUAUCGUGGCCUCAAUGAUCUGGACGACGGCCCUGAAUGCUCCGGUCGAGAGACCAAGGGCCAAAUGUACGCACAGCUAUUUCAGCGACUUUCGAAACGACCAUCACGGCCGUCGCGGUAAUACAAGCAGACAUCAGAAAAACACUGGGAAGUAGAGAAGUGGUUCCAACGAAGAUCGAAAAUUCAUUGAUUAUUAUUAAAUAUAUAAUUUAUUGUAAAUUGUAAUUAAGAGAAAUAUAUUUUUUUACUUGUCUCUGUUC